This is a messenger RNA of Drosophila grimshawi, 2128 nucleotides long. RefSeq lists its product as uncharacterized. The coding region runs from base 16 to 1344 and encodes 442 amino acids. The transcript has 7 exons. NCBI's taxonomy places the organism in Eukaryota, Metazoa, Arthropoda, Insecta, Diptera, Drosophilidae. The record is from RefSeq and is a predicted model, not a curated record.
AGUUUGCUACUACGAAUGGGUCGGGCGCAACUAAUUAAGAUUGAUAACCACUCCAAGCCACACCACAGCAAACACCCCAAAAGACCAAAGGAUAUGAAACAAAAGAGGCAAAAAAUAGCCGGUUCUGCACUUCCGGUCCUGACUCUGACUCUGCUGCUCUUUGUGGCCCAAGCAGCCAGUCGACCCUCCACAGAAAAUGAAGGAGACAUUGCAUCUCUGCCACCGGAUGCGGACAAUGUUGAGUUCCAUCAUGUAAGAGUUGUGGACGGUGUUAUGCACGAGGAUCACCCGGUGGUCAUGUACAAGGAGGACUUUGUCAACGAAGAUUAUGAUCCCAGUAAGAACGAGACCAAAACUUUCCAUCCAAAACUGUUCAGAGGCGACCAGCGUAUUCGGCAUCAUCGUUUGAAAUCCGCUGCGAAGCAAUUGAGGAUUGAGGAGCCAACGGAGAAGAUUGUCUUUGAUGUGCUCCCGGAGACACCAUUAGUAAUGGACGAUGAUGACUCUGCCGCCGACAACUUUGAGGUUGCCCAAGUUGUGCAGCCUUCGAAGGAGGAUUUGCCUCAAAAGUAUCCCAAAAAAUAUCACAGUCGCCAUCGUCGUCACGCCGACAAUCCCUACUAUCGUCACUAUUUGGGCCAACAACGCGCACUGCUAAACAAUGCACCCGUUGAGCCAAGGCCACACUAUCAGCGUUAUACGGUUCGUGGAAACCGUCCAAAGUAUAAUGGAAAACUGAGCUAUUGGCAAGCCCGAAAACCAAAUACCCCAACAGGUAUCUCUUUCGGAACGCGUGGCGAUUUUGACGACAAUGACCUGUUUCACAAUUCGAAUCCGAAUGAUGCCGACUUCUCAAAAUUCAAGCAGCCUCGGCCAGAUAGGAGACAACCGAUAAGUGAUGGUGGCUUUGGAAGUGGAUUUGGUGGUGCCUCUGGUGGUGCCUCUGGUGGUGCCUCUGGUGGUGCCUUUGGUGGUGCCUCUGGUGGUGCCUCUGGUGGUGGCUCUGGUGGUGGCUCUGGUGGUGCCUCUGGUGGUGGCUGGCAGUCACCCCCUCCCAGCUGGCAGUCACCCACUCAAGAAAGUUCAGAUCGACAAGGACUGCAUUUUGACUUUACACCCGCGGAGCCGCAACGACAGUCACCCGGUCGGAACAAUCCGUUGCGGCCGGUGCCACGGCAAGAUACCGUGAUGUAUCCCACGGAUCCCGUCCAUGAUUCAGGCAGUGCCUGCCAUCGUGCCUCGAAUUUGUGCUGCGACCUCGCUGAUCUGAGUGCUUUGUAUGACUGUUUCAGUCGUCAGUACUGCGAUUUGAACAUCUCGGAAAUAAUCUCAUCUUGCUCCUAGUAAUCUCAUGCUUGCCACUUGACCACCUCAGCGUGACGUAAACCUAUUUGGUCUCCCCUUUUCUUAACCAUACUUAUAAUUAAGCCGUGUUGUACUUGGAUAGUGCACACUCAAAGUAUCUGCUGCAAAAACCGAUUUAUUUUAUUUGAUUUGGCCUAAUACUAUUUUAUUAAACACCGCAAUUGUAUAGAAAAACCGGAGUCUAGUCUGCUUUGCCGUUUGCUCCACAAUGCUCGAUAUAUACUAUCUUUACCCAUUUAUACUUAUAAGCUACACAGAGAGAAAAAAUCUUCAUAAUAUAUUUAGAAUACAAUAACUUUCGUCCCGCAAUUUGUUGUGGUUUUAAGUACAAUUUCAGUAGUCCGAAUCAUCAAGUAUUUUAGUAAUUACGUAUUUGUGAAUAGCAAAAGACGCCUGAAAUAAGUACGAUUUCAUCUUUGAAUAAGCAUUUUAGAAUUAUUAAAGAUUAAACCAAUAAUGGUAGUUGGGUUUAGGAUUUAUUUAUUUGUAUAUUUCAAAUAAUACGACAUUAUUAAGUAUUUUAAAACUAUUUGUAAACGAUUUUUUCAAGUCGAAUUGCGAAAACCCAAUUUCAACAUCAUUUUAGUUGGUAACUUUUCUCUCUGUGUGCUUCUUACUAAUAUACUGCAUACAGGUGCAUGCUUUGCAUGUUUGUUUAUAGCACAUAUACCAUCUUAGCUUAGCAUUUAUAUGAAUACUUGUGUUGUGGGAUCAUUGAGACAAUAUAAUAUGAUAAUAAAUAAAGUUCAGUCCACCGGCAAAA